Molecule: messenger RNA, 747 nt
Organism: Pecten maximus
Lineage: Eukaryota; Metazoa; Mollusca; Bivalvia; Pectinida; Pectinidae
Exons: 3
Coding region: 85-537 (150 amino acids)
Source: RefSeq, a predicted model, not a curated record
AUUUGUAGGAUACAGUACGAUUUUUCCUUUGAUGAUGACAUUUCGUCUGUAUUUGAAUGUGAGGUACACUCGUUCGAUCCAAGUAUGCACCAGAAGGACCAUUUACACAAACCAUCUGUAUUUUUCCACGCCACUGGUCUGUCUGAUUAUAACGGUGUAAGUAAGGAUAUGGCAGGUUGGGAAAUGAGGACGAUGGAAGCUAUACGAAAGGAACUGAACCACAUUGAACGCGCCCCUGACGUCAUUAAGAUGGACAUAGAGAGCUGGGAGUGGAGUGUCAUACCUGAGGUGUUAAAAACCUCACAACUUGUUGGCGUCAAGCAGUUUCUAGUGGAGUUUCAUGCAAACACCAAUAGACCCGUGAGGGAAUAUUGGGUUCACAAACUUCUAAUUUUACGUGAUCUGUACCUAGAGGGAUACCGCAUAUUCUGGGUUGGACGCAAUAAUUUAUGUACUUACAAAUCACCCGUGUUUAAUCGUGUUUUAUAUGCCUGUUACGAGGUCUCCUUUGUGAACAUUAAAUCCACCGUAGGGUAGAAAUGUAGACUUAUUGACGUGAAAAGACAAAAGGAGGAUAGGAAGACCCUCAUAUGUUAACUACAUCAUUGCCAAGAAUCCUAUUUAUACAUAUUGAAUAUAAUUUUGUCUAUAAACUAUUUACAUUUGCAUGAAGUUUGAUAAAAAAUGAAAUAUGACAAAUAGAAUGAUCACUUGAGAUAAUCGCUUACCUGCAGAUGUGGAUAUGGG